Molecule: messenger RNA, 17207 nt
Organism: Porites lobata
Lineage: Eukaryota; Metazoa; Cnidaria; Anthozoa; Scleractinia; Poritidae
Source: the annotation of a GenBank genome assembly
GAUCAAAGCACGCCUGAAACACCCUCACCGUCUUCUAUGCUGCUUGUAUCUUCAACAGUGGUGUCGCAUCAGUCAGGUAUGUUAUUUUCAGAUGAUCUCAUCGAGAUACAACGAACAUUACAGUCGAACCUCCACGGGCGACCAUCUCUAUUGUAAACGACAUCUUCCUCUAAGCGACCAUGUUUGCAAACUACCAAAAUUUUCUCAGUCAGAACCCUAUAAAUAGAAACUCUCGAAAGCGACCAUCUCUUAUAAGCGACUGCGACCACCUUUUGGCUGCAUGGUUUAAUAUUUUUCCGUUGUUUUUGACCCCUCGUAAUCGACCACUUGACGCCCGACCACUCUAUGUUCGCUGAAUUUACCACGCCACUCAGAGUAUAUGUACGUAUACGUAACUUAAAAAUUACAUGCCAUAGACCUUAUUCACGAUGCCCGCCAUCUUUGCACUCGCUUUUAAGGACUGAUGGGAUAAAAAAGUGAUGUCUUGUGGUUUCUCAGGGGGCAAACAAGUGAUAAAUUUUUCCAAUACAAGAAAUCGCAGUCAACUUUGUUUACUCUUGACAACAGAAAAUGAAUAACUCUUUUUAGUAAAAUUCAGCUAGUGGUCUAUCAGUGCUGUGUUCUGAUUGGUUGAGCUACUACUAGGCUAUAUGUUAUAGCCCAACAGUAGCGAAAAGCGCGGGCUCUUUGGCGACAAAAAAGGAUUAAAGUCUAGCUUUAACUAGCUAAUUUUUUUUUUAUUCUCGAUAUUUUUGACCAACUAGUUGGAAUUUACUAGAACAAUUAUUCCUCUCCCCCUCAUGGCCUCUGAGUCAGUAGCCCAUUCGGUCUUCGGCUUCAUGGGCUAUUGACUCAGAACCCGUUCGGGCUCGAGGAAUUGAUUAAAGACGAUAAUAGCAAAUUAUGGGUGGAAGUGAUCAUUGUUGCUUUUUUUAAUGGAGUACCGACCGAAGAUGUCAUCGUAGCAAGCAAUAAUGACGUAAGUUUUGUUGAAACUCAAACCGUUCAUUCUGCAUGACUGAAUCGAUAGUUGUUUCGGUUUGACAGAAUAAACAAAGUGGACCUCGAUUUCUCGCAACGGCAAAUUUUAUCGUUUGUUUGCCCCCUGAUGUACCACGUGAUAUUUGCUUUUAGUAAAAUCCAACUAGUGGUCUAUUAUCAAUGCUGUGUUCUGAUUGGUUCAGCUACUACUAGGCUAUAUGUUAUAACCCACUAGUAGCGAAGAGCCCCGGACUUUUGGCGGUAAAAAAGGAUUUACGUCUACCUUUAACCAGCUAAAAGUUGUUGUCUCGAUAUUUUUGACCAACUAGUUGGGUUUUACUAAAACAAUUAUUCCUCUCGCCCUCAUGGCCUCUGAGUCAAUAGCCAAUUCGGCCUUCGGCCUCACGGGCUAUUGACUCACAGCUCGGGCUCGAGGAAUAAUUGUUAAUUAUCCCAUCAAUCCUAAAGCGUGUGCAAAGAUGGUGGGUAUCGUGAAUAAGGUCUAUUAACUCUCUGCUCUGCCAAAAAGGAAGAUGUAUAAACUUAUUCCCGUAAGACGCCCCCUGUAGUUUAAUGCUCGUUUAUUGGAGAUUAAGUUUACCAGCAUCUUUACCAGGCAGAGUACAAUUCGUGCCCAAUUUCUUUCUACAAGAAGAUAAUCUGCAUCUAGAAUAAUUUGGCCCAGUAUUACAACAAAAAAAGCUACCUCUCGUUGAACUGAUAUGGCUGAUUUUUUUCUGGUAUUUCAUCAGGCAGCCGAAUCAGAUUUUACGUCAUCUAACUCUGAAAGAAUAGAAUGCUUAACAGCAAUGAGGAAUCUCAAUGCAUUUUGUAGAAAAAUUGAUAGAAUUGUAAACUUUUGAAAGAGAAAAUUUCUGGGGACGAGGUUUAGAUGCAAACUUCGUUCACAUGGCACCGGAAAAAUCGAGGACAAACUUUCGACCGGUUGAAUAUUCAUGCGUUUAGGAGAUCUUUUAACAGAACCGGUCAAAAAUUUGAACGCCACAACCUAGGUCAAAUUUUUAGCCGGUACGGCCGAAAAUUUGACCAGCGCGAUCUGAACACCAUAACCCUGGCAGUUAGAGUGCAGAUUCCAAUCAUUAGAAGGAUUCCAGAUUCCUCGAGUAGAAUCACAGAUUCCAAAUCCCACGAUUUCGCAUUCCACAAGCAAAUUGUUUCUCUGAUUCCGGUAUCCCGAACACAUAUCUUACAUGGAGGGAAACAACAGCUAUAAACAAACAAACAAAAACAAUUACUUUAUAUGGAGCUAGACUGAUCCCACACUAACAGGUCUAUAAGGCAAUUUCGGUACUUACCAGACGAUCAAAAAAUUGACUCAGAAAAUAUUGAAGUAUUACUGCUUGAAAAUGUAAAAGAGCAAAAAAGGAAUAACGAAAUGCCAAAGGGAACACGAUUGGGUAAAACUGAACAAGAUAUUGCAUUCAGGUAAAUUUGAAGAACAAGUUUGUUUUAAGUUGUACUAAAGUCGGAUGCUCGGGAAUCAUCAGUUGUUGUGUGGAGAUGACAAUUUUGUCAGCCAAAGAGGUCUUUUUCUUCAAGUCAACAGAGAAAGAUAAAAUUACCGAAAAUACCGUGGCUGAACGCUCUAAAAUUACCAAGAAAUACGGGAUAACACUUGUGCUGAAAAAGUAUUGUAAUUGUUUCGCUUCGUUUGGGAUUCUUAGAUAAGUCAAAUUUAUCAAAAAUACCGGACUGCCCGGCAGUCGACCUGAAAAAAGUUCUAAGUGUCACAAAGCAUGGUUUCGUUUUCUGAGCCCAGCGCAAGGCAAACGCUACACUUGAGAUCUAAAAAAGCAUUUCAGGAGCGCUUGACUUUUCUUAAUCGACAGAUGAUAGUUAGCAUUAGCUUGUUUUUUCGAUUUGUGAAAUUUACUGAGAAUGUAUAGGACUGCGAGAUAAAUGUUUCAGAAAUUUUGCCUUCGCGAACAAUCAAGGUGAAUAAAAGUAAAUUUACUUUUGAGAUAGCGACAUUACUCGGUUCUCUAUUACUCGCGCUCGUUACAUUACAGACUCAGUGAGGUGUGCGAGGUUGCCAUUACUUUCGAUUAUAAGUGAUAAGAAUCGCAGAGAAUACUAACAGCUGCCGAUAUUUGCAAGAUUGAUCUCAAUGAGUGCUUGCGCAAAAAUAGAAUGAUCUACCCCUUUUUCAUAGACUGAGAAAACAAAAGAGAAUGGGGCCUAGAAAAGAGCGGAAUGCUUGUCAGCGGAGUUUUCUUUUGCUCAUGCUCAUUGCCGUCGUUCCUUUGGCGUCCAUUUUGAAAGUGACCAGAACCAGCCUCCUCCUCAGGCGCUUCGUUUUUCGCAUGGCGAGCGCGAAACGCGAGUGACUGGUGAUGAACCGCAAGGGACAAUGGGAAGGGUACAGACGGCAGUUCAGUCAAGUUCAAUGACAACAUGCCCAUUCAAUAAUCUCAGUAGCCCAUGCACAGCAAUUUUUUCUGAGGGGAAGGGGCAACUGUACACAUGCUUUUAUCACAGUAUUAGUUCAAAAAACACACGUCAACCCAAUUUCCAUUGUCCAAAAUCAAGGAAUUAUAGGAGCAAAGUAUUUUGUUACUUUGGGCAAGACAGCUAGAUCGAGUUUAAGUUGGAUUAGGGGUGCAGGUGCAGGUUUUCUCUUUUGCUGACCAUAGUUCAAUGACCUGACCACAUCUCAGUUCAAUAAUCUUGGUAGAGGUUCAUAAAACAUACAUCAAUUCAAUGUCCAGUGACACUAAUUUAAGGAAUAGGAGCAAUAUUUUCUAUUUCUCUGGGUGAGGUCGAAGCAAUGGAAAGGGGUGAGGGUUUUGCAUGGCAGAGCUUCUGGUCCAUGCAUAAAACAGCUGGCAUUUUUCAUUGCUUGACACUGUUAAUAGACCUGCCAUUAGCCUACUAAUAGUGUAGUGUAGUGUUUUUUACUGCAUAUUCUUCCAGUUUGUCCAGGGGCCUGUUUUUACUGUUCUUUCCAUUCAAUGCUUGUAUCUUGAUUAUAAUUUUGUAGUUAAAAUUUCUAGGAAGGGGGUUGGGGGUUAGUAGUUAUGCAGAACCAUCUAUACUUACUGUAACGUUUUUUGCAUUUCAAGGUAAUUCUGUGCCCAUUGAUAAUUAUUAGAUGAUCUUGUAUUCCUCUGCAACUCCAAAGCAGGUCAAAAACUACCCCUUCAGAAGACUCAGACUUUUGAGGGGAAUUUUAUGCUACCACAGGUUUGCCAAGAAAGGAACCAUGUAUAAGCAAUCACAGGAACAAUAAUGUUGAAUCUGGGUAGAAUGAUCCCAAGAACUUCAUAAUACUCAGUCUUUCCUACCACCAGUUGGCACUGAGACAAUGCAAUCAUCAUUCUCUAAAAUGGCAUUCACAGCAUCUUGUUUGCCAUGAAAUUUGAAAUAUUGAAACACAAUUAUUUUUUUAAAGAAGGUGUCUAGGACAACGUCUCCUGUCUGGCCAAAUGGUAGUUACGAUGGUAUCUCAUCAACUACAUCACCCUCUUCAAUCAAAACAAAACAAUAUUGUCUAUCAAAUUGAAACCAAAGUUACCAAUAAUUUUUUUAUUAAGACACAAAUGAUGCGUUAUAAAAGAGCAUGGCAAAACCCAAUUGGUCUAUUGUGUAAUAUCACAAAAACAAAUAAAAAACAAUACAGACAAUAAGUAUUUGCUGCACAUUCGACACAGCUUCAUCAUAAAAUGAGGUACAUAAAUAAAAAGUAAGUAGAAUUUAUUUACACCGGGCUGUGCAUUCAGUGACAAGUCUAGUACCCAGUGAGGUAAUCGAACAAUAAAAAACUACAAAUAAAAAAAACCUAGACCUAGUUUUGUGGCUGUUUUUCCUGUACAUAAGCUUACAUUGUCGAGCAAAUGAUACACAAUGCGAAAUCCUGAGACAAAAAUUUAACAGAUUUAAAAAAUAUUUUAUCAUCUAUUUAAUAACAUAACUUAGAGGUCUUGAGACUAGACUGGUUUGUUGCCUUUUCGAGUACUCAAGAUACAGCGUGCAGCGAACAGUAUUUUAAAGCUUUACAAAAUAUUUGGCUUCAUUUGCUUGUUGCAACAAUUCUCAACUCGCCAUUUUUCACUUCGACAGAAGAGAUCGUUUCAUCACUCGGGACCUUAACAGAAACGACUACUAAAUUACUAACUUACUAAUUUUCCUGACCGGCUGUUACCUUGGCGUGCGGCAGUUUCAUUAGGGAGCUUAAGCAGUGACGUUUUUGAGCGACGCACGUCAACCGGAAAUGGACUUUUUGCACACUUGAACCGUGAUUUUCAACACAUUUUUGGGCAGAUUGUCUCUACAAGAAUUAAGCCAAUUGGCAAUACAAAUACAGUAACGUCAAGGCUUAUUAAAAGAGAAAAAGGCUCACUUCCGGUUGACGUGCGUCGCUCAAAAACGUCGCUGCUUAAGCUCCCUAUUAAAUUAAAGGCAGUACCGUCCCGUCCGCGGCUAGUAGUGUUUCGAUUUAAAGUUCGGUAGUAAACAUUAUGAUGCUUGAGUCCAACGUGUGGGGGGAAUACAGCUUCCUCUUCAUACACACGACGUGGAUAGGCAAUAAUUUGCUCAAAAUUCGCAAAAUGAGCAGCGCUGAACUUAUUUUAAAAACUGCAUAUUCAUCCGCCAUUGCUCUUGCCGCCAUCUUGAAAACAAGAUCUGCCAGACGUCUCGCCCGUUGUCGCCCGCCUUCCUUUGCGCGCACAUUUUCAUCAAAAGAGAGACGUCUGGGUACGAGGCAGGACCAGAACGGCUUCAAAUUGGUUUCAAACUUGCCAGCCUCUUUAGGCUUUAGGAGCGUGAAGUCUGUUUAUUUUUGCUUCCCGAUAGCACCACGAAACAUCUAAGGGUUGUUAUGUAUAUUUAACGACCUCUACCGGGGUUCAGUAAUCGAUCGCUUCCCUUGUAAAGCGACUCUUUUCUUACACGGUUGAGCAGAAUGUGAGACAAAAACCUCGUGAUGCGCAAGUUUUAUUUGAAAGUUGGAGUGUCUGAUUGUGCUAAGGCUAUCCAAGACGGAGGAUGUUGAUGGAGAAUACACAAAAUACAGAUAGCAAGACGAGGUAAGCUGCUCUGGUACUGAUCAAUAACUAGUACUUAGCAAGUGUAAGGAGCUGUGACACGAAAUUUAUCAAAAUUUCAGCAGUGGGAACCACCACCACCUCAUUGAAACAAAAAAAACAUAUCUGCUCAAAACAUGAACAGGACGUUUAAGUAACAAAGCAAAGAGCAAGAGUGAGUACAAAUAAAGAUUGUUGUUUUUGUUAAAAUGAGGAACAGAUGGACAUGAUGGACUUUUAAUAAAGAAAAUUGAAAAGGAUGGUAAUUGUUCCUUUUGAAAUUUGUUAGCCUAACAGUUUUGCAAAUUUCAUUUUUCUGGUCUGUAGAGUUUGGUGCUUGGGAGACAUAUUUGUUGACACAAAGCUGUGACUGACAAGUAAGUUUGUGGCAAAUACAGUACGUGCAAUUGACAUGAUUAAAAGAAUGAUGCAGACAAUACUAAAUAUUGUGACACAGCCUCUUUAAGUCUUCAUUUCAGUUGUCUGUGUCGCAGACGCUCUAAACCUUCUGUAUAGAGCGUUCGCGAAUUAGUGCACAAUAUUGUGUUCGAAUCCCGCAGAGUCGCAAGGACAUGUCAGCAUUUUUGAUUGGCUACUUUCUAAAGCAGUUUUUGAUUAGUCUGAUUUUAAUUAAUUGUUGACAGGCCCAACUCGACUAAUAGCUCGCUCAUGACAAGAGAGACUGAGCUUGUGAUAGUGUGAAACGUGACCUUAGAGUCAGCUUGAACAACAGAAGUGUUUCUUGCUCUCUUUUUGUGUAGUUUAUGCAGUGCAUGGAGUAUCAUACACUUCCACUAGGCAAAAUUUUUUGGACCACUUCGAGUCUCACUUUUAGAGGUUAUGAAGCUGGUCUGUUCUAUGCAUAGUGAGUAAUUUUGUUUCUGCAGAUGUUUUCUGACAGGAUAUGAUCACAUAUGCAGUUAACCACAAAAUGAUUUUCGUUUACCUGUGUUUUAAGCCUUAUGGUUUUUUGUUACGGCUAAAUAACCUUAGUUUCUUUGGUUUUCUCCUAAAUGCCUGGACCUGAAUAGCAACAUGUGUGUAAUUUUUUUUUUUAUUUGCAGUGAAUAUUAUGAUUUCCUGAUUUGUUUUGAUGCUAGAACUGUCGGCUAAAUUGCAGAAUACGCGGCAGUACAUCUGCAGCGAUUAGAAGAUGCUGGAAAACCAGUCAGCAAAUUUACAAGCAAAUUCUGGCCUUGAAGGAAUUCUCUCAAAGCAUUUUUGUUCUUCAGAAGAAGGCUUUAAAGUUUGAACUUUCAUUGUUUACAGUAAACGAUCCUUGCCGACUCAAUUCUGCGAAUUUUGACAAGUCACUGCGCCCAUCCAUCAUGCAUACGUAAGAAUUAGGCCAAUCGUGAGGCACAUAAGAAAACCGUAAGAAACUCGCCUAUCAGAAACGCUCACAAAUAUCCUUGCGUCUCUGCUGGAUAUUGUAAUGUGUUUUCGUGCACUAAUUCGCUAACACACUAUGCAAAUGGUUUAGACGACUACGUGGGCUAGCUGCAAUGCGGGUUACAUUUCAGUGGACAGCAGAAAGUUCUCUCAAAGCAAGCAGGAUCAUGGAACUUAAUUUCAGUCACAAGUUACAGUGCUGUAUGCUUAGUCAAUCAAGACAAGUUCUGCAAAAUGUAAAUCUUGAAAUACAUGUACUACUUCCAUGCUAAAGACAAAAAAAAAAAAAUUCCAGUUGCUUGAUAUUAGUAUUUAUCAUAAAAUUAUGCCUUGUACCUUGAGUAGGCAAGAUGAAGCAUACCCUGCUAGCCUGAGUAUCAGGCCUUCCUAAGGGGCUAGGGGAGAGGAGAUUUUAGAUGGGGGAGUGGGGAGGGGGAGAAGAGAAAGGAAGGCGUGACACAAAACCAUUCAGGAAAUCGUGUGACACAUCCAAAAUCUGGAUGUGGCAGUGAUUGGAUAACACACAAUACUCCCUGACGUCACCGACCGCAAGUAAAUACGAGCAGAACGAUCGGCAAGAAUUUGCCAUCGAUGUUUUGAUUUCAUGUGGUACUUUAUGGACAGAGACGUAGAGAGGAAUUCAAAAAGGCUCUAGAGGGCGCUCUCAAGUUCUUUCCUGGAAUAAAAAUAAAACCGAGCAAGAAUUGUGUUUUCAAAGCCUCGUAGUUAAAAGGAAAGAUGUUCUCGGAGAAUGGAAAAGCCUCAUAUACCAGCUUCUGCCGAAACUAUGUAUUGAGUAUUGGUUUCACAAGACCAGGACAAAGAAGACGAUAUCAGUGCUUCAGAUAUCUAAGUUCUGAUUUACAACAUCCUGCCGUUAAAAGUGUAUUGUUAAUGUAAAUAAAAUUAGAGCGAGGUAGCCAUGUAUUGAGAAUAGCCGACAGCACCAAAGCUUUAACCUGACUUUGCUUGUGGCGGUUACGAUAGCGUAAGUGAUUGGAAUUCGUUCGCUUCCUCUUCCAAUUUUUUUUUUUUUCACUUUUGAAAUGUCUUAAACUCAAGCGGGCGCCAUCAUAUUUCGCCAACAGGAUUGACCUUUGCUAUAGGCUCUCCCUUCUUUCUUAACUGAACUUGUAACAGCUUUCACGAGCUCUCUGUGAAGUGGUGGAAUUUGCUGCUGCGUGAUAAUUUUCUAGGCAUAUAGGUGUUUCACCAUCGCACCUUCCUAUUUAUUCUUGUAGCUCCUUUCAACCACCCGCGAAUACGAGGGAUAACCAACAAAACUUCAUUCUUGAAGAAGAAGAUAUUUUCCCUUAGACGAUUCUCGGCCUGAUCUACAUCAGCUUUUUAGCUGCUAGACUCUCUGUUGUAUGUAAACAAAAGCAAUUUACAAUUCUCCGGUCACACGUUUAUUUGCAAACAGAGCGUUAUCGAUUUUUUUACUAGCACAAUUCCUAAAACAUGUUAUAACUCCUCAAAAACGGCAGGUUUUCCAUUACAAGUAUUCGACAACUCCUCAUUAGAGGUUUCAGAAAAAAGUGAAAUUGUAGCAACACAAGCACCAGAGCUCGGCCAGACUGUAAGGUGAGAUUUAUUGUAGGCGAGCUUUUUGACACGUGAAGCUGACAACCCAAUGACCGGAAGUGAUUUUGAUUGGAUGGUAUCGAAUCAUGCUGUGUGGGGGUGGAAGGCUCCAGUAAAAGCAUCUGUGUCAGGCGUUUCUCUCCUUCAGCUCUCUCCCUUUUUCGCUUCCAUCUUUCCUCUUUUCCCCCAGAAACGCCUGAUACUCAGGCUAAUACCCUGCAUUCUAAUUGGCUAACCAAGCAGGCAAGAUGGGACUCCCUGUAGCUCUGGGCGAGUGCUUUGUCUUAUCUAUUUUUAAUUUUGCUCCAGCCAUGAAUUUGGAUUCUGUUGACUCCUCUAUCAGAUUAGAAGCGAAAUACAAUCCAAGAUGAAUGGAAUAGGAUUGGAAUGGUGCAAGUUACUAGGUCUCCAGCCGAGAAGGCAGACUAAAAGUCCUAGUUCUUGUCAGGACCCUUUUGAAAGCAGUUCUUUUUAUUAGAACUGAUAGGAUACACUUUUUUUCGGUUACUAAGAGUGUGAGGCUUGUUAUGUUUGUCGGGGUUGUUUUUAUUUUUAAUGACAGCUCUGUAUUAAGUACAAUGUAGCUUGAUACCUCAUCAGUAAUACUGUUAUUAGUGUUGCAGUUGUAAUUUUAGUGGAGUAUGGUUUUGUACAAACAAAAAAUCCCACUUUGUUCACUUUAGGCAGAUGUGCAUCUGCUUCAUAACAACUUGUCAUUGGACCGACAAUACAAGCUGAGGAAAGGUAUGAUGAUUUUUUUUCCUGUGCUGUGAUUAUCCAAAAAUAGUUGAACUGUCAAAAUUAAGGUGACUUCCUACAGUUUUCAGAAGAUAAUCAUUCCUAAAUCCUUAAGUUUCUGCUAUGGUGUUUUUUACUGCCUACAAAAAAACUUCUUAAAUUUUCAAAGAGAGUUAUACAGAUAGUAACUCUUAUCCUUGAUUAUUGUUUUACUCUCAGCCUCAUUCAAUAACUGUUAAUUGGUUUGAUGUUUCUAGUGCUCUCUCACCACACAACAUGUCUGUGUGACACCUUUUGGAAGAGCAGAUAGCUAACGAAGAUAACAGUUAUGCCAUUAAGACAGUCAAGCAUAAGUCUUGUCAUAAAAAUAAUAUGGUAUCCAUUGUUGACUGGCAUGUGGUUAAGAGUACAAUAAUUUUGCAAUUGUUAUUGGUAUUGUUGCCUAGACUGAAGGCCUAGGUGGUUAACACCCUUUAAGAUUUGUUUUAUUAUUCAUUCUAAAUACUUCCAACUUAAAAAGAUGCUUUAUACCUUGAUCAAUGAAAAGCUCCCAUCUUCAUAAUACUAUUGAAAUGAUGAAUAUAUAAAUUUCAGGUACUGGAAAAGUGGAAUGAAGGAUAUUAAAUGCAAAGAAGAUCAUCACAGUAGGUCUUUGCAUUUAUUCCUUUAUUCUGCAGUUCCAAUAUAUAAAAUUCAUAUGUUCAUCAUUUCAUCUUUACCUUUCCUGGGUAUAUUACAAACCAAUUUAAUGACCUGGCUCCCAGUUGGCUUGCUACAUGUAGCUCAAUUGGUUAGCCGAGUUCUAAGCUGGUAUCGCAAAGGUCAGGGUUCAAAUCUCGCUGGGCCUGAAUGUUUUUCAGGCUUUCUAUUCGCAACUUAAACUGCGAUGUUCUUCUCUACAUUUAUAAUAUUAUUCUAACAGAUAUUCUUCAAAUAGCAUUUAUCAUCCAUCGAAUGGUAUUUUUACUAUUGUUGCUAUGUUUUUAGCCAGUAGUUAGGUUUUUUUUACUGUGGAUGAAAUCUUUUGUGAUUUUCUUCAGCUCAACCAAAACCAGCUGAGCUACCAUACCUUCAGUCCCUUGUUCUGAACAGUUAUCUGUAAAAGUGACUCAUUUUUCAUAAAUUAAUAAUGGCAAACAACUUCCAAAUUUGGUCAACAGUUGUUGGUUGUGAAGGAUUAGUGUGGGGAUUUUCCAAUUUGAAAUGGAGAAAUGUUUUGAAUGAAUAAUAAUAUUUUAUUUGGCAACCUUUCAUGCAACUCAACGCAAUUAACCAGUGCAAAGUUAUGCACAAUGGUGUUGUUGUCAUUCUGUGUUACUUAAGGUUACCGGAUACCUUCAGCAUAGGCCCCCGGGUUACUCACAUGCAAGUGUGGUAGGGCUUUCCGGUUAAACUGCAGAUAUCUAAACCAUACAUGUAUACCAAUAAUUUAAACCUUUAUUGAACUGGCUAUCUUUAGAAACCAACACUUUUAAAAAAGUUCACUGUCGAUUUUUUUCUGCUUUUUUUUUCUCUUAAAUUGCAGGAUCGUACAAAUAUAGAUACCGUUUCAGCUAAAGGUCAAAGGGAAUUUGUUCAAUGGACCGAAAAUUUUGAGGAACGUUUCUUUAAUUAGUAAGCAACAAACAUGUAAUGGGUGAAUUUUGUGUUUCUUAAAACUUUGUUGUUGAAAGGAAUUUUUGUAUAAUCAUCCAAAUUUUUUUAGCCCUAUUUACAAAUUUUUCUGUAACUUUUCACCAGAAUCGAAAUGGGAAAACCCCCACAAGUUUUAAGCACUUUGACUUCCAAAAGAAUAGAACUAAUUAGUAAGUAAGUAAUAACUUUAUUUAACGAGGGUAAAGACAUUGAUUACUGGUCACCCAGUAGUUUUCAUAAUGGCCCUCCUAAAUUAAUUAAAAAAAUCACUUUGGAUUUUAGCUUUGGAAAGGUGAUUUGGGUUCACAUUAAAAGAAUCGCAAAAAAUUGAUAGUGCAAUUAUUUUAAAAAAAAUGUUGGUCUAGAUAGCAGUUCACCAAGCUUUUAUUUGAAAUAGGGUUUUAGGUGUCUACAGUUUAACUGGAACACACGAGAUCACUUGCACAUGACAUCCCUGAGGGUACAAUGUAUCCGGUAACCUUAAUUUCUUCGCACUUACUCAAAAACCUUAAAAAGCUAUGCAUAUGUUUACAUGUAUUCAGCUGAGUGAAAUUAUGGAUGAAGCUGGUCUGAUUUGAUAUUAUAAUACUUAAAAUGACACUCUCUUCACUUUUAUUUGCAGGUGCCAUUGUUAGGUACCUACAGUCACUUCCUGAAAACCACCAAAAAUAAAAUAGGACAACAAAGUAUGUUCAUGAAGGAAAAGGGUAUGUUGACUUGAACUUCUUUAAUUUUGUAAGCCACUGUAUGUGUAAAAAGCAUCAACCAAUAAUAAAUCUGUACGGUGCCAAAUUACAGUUAACAGCAGUUUUGACUUUGCAAUGACCAAGUAGAUCAUCACCCAUAGGCCCCUAUCACGUCUCUUUUAGACAAAAGAAUAUUUAACUGCAGGCUUAACUGUAAUAGCAGCUGUAAGUUGCUGUUUUAGUUGUAGCAAAAUAUUUUACCCACAAGUAAAUGAUUAAUAAAAUAAAUUUAUUGUGGACAUUUUUUCUGCAAUUAUAGGAAUUAAGACCUCUGCAUAAAAACGAGUCCUAGUACAGGGCAUAUAAUUUAUGUAGCCUGAUUUUAAUGUAAAUUUUAAAAUCUCCUUCAGCUUUUCAGUGCACGAGUUAAAGUGGAGGUCCCCCUUGGGCCAAUGUAUUAAUGAGCAGACUCAAAAGAAGAAUCGAUCAGUCAAGAGAAGAGGAAGUGCGACCACGUGUGCCAAGAUUCGAGGGACCUCUCUCAGAAGGUGGAAGAGCACGCAGAAGAGGUUAAUCUGAACACAACUCAGAGCCGGAGGAGAAAGAGGAGGUGCAGACAGAAAUUCCAGUGGCAUCACCACACAGGAGGAGAAAACGAUACCAUUAUUUUGGAAGUGAUGACUCUGAAACUGAUUAACUCUCUCAUUCUAACAGGCUUCUUAGGGCUAUUUUUUAAUCAUUUUAUUCUGUAACAUACUGAGAAUAGUAUUGUCUGAUAAAUUAUCUUCCUCGUUAUUUCUUUCGAGGUUAGGAUUUCAUCCUAAAUUUACAAAUAGAAACAAUGAAUUAUUUCUACUGCAGCAGUAUUGCUCACAUAUGAAUAGCAAUAUUAUUACUAUAUCAACAAACUUUUGAAGUAACAUUGAUUUUUUUUGUGUUGAAAUGAAAAGGUUUAUCCUAAGUAAGUGCAUGUAUUUAUAAACUAGCUGAUUUGCUAAGCAAUGAUUACUAUUCAGCACUGGAGCUUUUUUGGAUGGUUUUUUAGGAAGUUUUGUUCCUUUCAAGCUUGGUGAAAGAGACAAUGUCAUCUCUUUUUGUAAUUAUCCAGGAGGAAACUUUUAAUCAAUGGCAAAGGAAAAUCCAGGACAAUUUUAAAUGGCAUUUUUUACAAUUAGUUAAUACUGUAUAACUAACUAAAUUGUUAAUUUUUAUUAAAUAAAGUUUUGAUGGCUGAUAGUUACAAUGUCUUCCUUCAUUGAACUGCACGAGACAAAAAGUAGUCCAUGGAGUCGUUUUUAGGGCUUCGUCAUGCGUUCCUUCCCCAAGUAGCGCGAGGCGAAGCCCCAAGAACGUCUGCUAUAGAGGCUAGACAAAAAGGACACUCCUGGGCUUCGGUUAGAUAGAUCUAAGUAUAGACCCGAUGUGAAGGUGAAUCCUUUAAGACCAAAGCAUCUGAACGUCUCAAAAGCGUAAUCAUCCAAUAAUAUAUAAACACGUUCAUGUUCAAGAAUAUGCAAACUGAAUUUCAGGAACGAGAUAAGUAUUUCUAGUCAUAUUCUUGAACGCGAAGGGUGUUCGUAGUUGUUCGAGUAUGAAUACUGCAGAAUACCCACGUAAUGCAAAGUCAUGGGUUCGCAAACGCGGCGAACACUUGAGAUGUGCGUUAGUAUUCGGGCGUGUUCGCGUCCGGUAAACCAUUCGUCACUGUCGUGUUCGCGUCGCAUGCGGACUCGAAAAUUUGUGGUCAUACUAAGAUGUUCCGAUGACAAAUGAUCAUCAUUGUUCGAAGCUGGUCAAUAUCGAUCUUUUUAGAAAAGGAGUCGGGAGUAUGCCGUUUAGAAUGCUUCAUAGUAUUCGAAGGUAUUCUAUUUGAAUUCGGAAAAACAGUCCGGAUUCUAGGUAGAAUAUUCUAGGUGUGCGUCGCGUCAUGCGUGCUUGAAUACCUCAGGAUAUUAUCGUACACUCCACGUGUGCCUAUCCGUAUUCGGGCAAAUUCGGUCGCGAAUAUGUACCUUUUUGCACACUGUUCCUUCCCUUUCAAACAUAUUAAUUAAUGAGAUACAUUGUCUGAGCUUGUUUACUGGGCUCAUUAUCAAAGAGAUACACCAUAUGGAGAAAAAUGGCUAAGGUCAAACGCCCAAAGCCGCCUUUAUUUAAAUAUCAACAUUCUAUUGUCUGAAAAACAUACUUUAAAGAUCAGCCCUGUAAAGGUGAGGGCACAAAAAAACCCCAAAACAAAAUUAUAGCGGAGCUCGCGCGCGCGUGGGCGGAGCCCCAUUGCUAAGUAAAUCUACCCAUCUCAGAAAAUUGGUAAUCACGUGACCGUACACCGACCGACCGCCCGCCGUCCGUCCGCACCACAGGAGAACCAAUGUUUACUCUCACACUUUUAGCUAGUUUGGGAGCCCAAGAGAAAACUAAUUGUUGAAUCAAUCAAUCAUCAAUCAAUCAAUGUUGUGAUCAAUUGACAGCUAUCAAAACAUGGGAAUCCGCUGACUAGUACCACCUGACCGUACCGCGGGCUCAAGUGUCGACCCAUCGAGGUCGAAUAUUUUUUUAAAGUUAUCCGCUGACAAAGUUUCAAAUGAUCGCAGGCUCAAGUUUAUUUUUUUCAAUGUUUCAUAUGAAAUAUGUUGUGUUUAUGUCACUAUGGCCCCGCACUAUUAGGAUUUUGAUUUCAAACUGACCUCGGAAGCGAAAAUUCACCCAGUUUUUUUAAAAGUAAAGGCGGGGGAAGACCUUAUCUUACCAUGGUCACGCGUUGGUCACGCUCUACGUCCAAUUUUUAUACUCUGAUUGGUCAAAAUUUGACAGGUGAGUUCAUGCGGAAAAAUUAUGCAGCAUCUUGAAAGUAGUUUAAUUUGAGAGCUGAAGCUGACAGAGUUUUGUGUCAACUUGUGAUGUUUUUAACUGUCUUUUUCCUCUGGAUGUACAAAAUGAAAUACAGCAGCUAUCAAGAGUCUUCUGUUAUUCAUGGCUGGUUUGUUUACUGGGUUUUGGUUGAGAAAUGCUUCGCUUGUCAAAAUUCGGUAAUUCGAUUGCGGAUGGCGUCGUUUUCGUUUUUCACCUUGCUUAAUGCGUAAGAGGGUUUAAAAGUCUCAAGCAACUGUGGCCUUCCUUGAUAGCUUUCAGUAACUGAAUCUCGAAUGGUAAGCCUAAGUAAUUAUUGUAUUUGAUGUUUGUUUUUGUUAUAUCUAAUUUCAUGAAGUCUUGCAUAGUUCACGCCGACAGUUUAUGCGGCAAGUUUAUGCACGUUUGUAGGAUUUGAGUCGAUGAUCUGACCUAGUAUCAGGUUUGAUGUAAGCUUACAGAACUUUAAAAAGCCUUCAGAUAUAUUUCCUCACCGCAAAGAGGAAGAAAACGUUCCGAAAAAUAUUUAGUUAUAAAUUUGGCUGUAGAAAGAAAACUUUGAGCGAUUUUCUUGCUUCGAGGAGUUCACCUUCGAAAACAGUAAACACCGCGCCGGAAGCCGCAAAAACAUAAACUUAAGAUUUACGCUUAAAGACUCAGGAUUUUUAGAGACACUUUAAUACUUGUCUUCGUGAAUGAAAAUUGUUGUCUCUGUAAAUGUUUCACGGAAUUAUAUCUCUUUUUUGAUUGUUAGUAGUCUCUCUUGCAAUUGUAAUCGCUUGUCCGUGCCGUUUGUUUUCAUCGUUCAUGACCAUCGCUUACAGGAGUACUCAAAAAUGUCGCGCGUAUCAAACGUUUUAUAAGAUUACACAUCGUUAUAACUGAAACCAUUAAACAACAAAACAAAUAAUAAUAAAUUCGCUAUUAUGUUGAAGCGUAACUCUGUUAAAGUCCAUUCAAACACUCGACCACACUGACAGCUCGCACUAUAGAAACGAGAACCAGCUGGCCGUAUGGGUGAUUUUGGAACUUUUAUGAAAUUUUUGAACGGUUUGACUCGUCCUGAAUAUUGACUGAGUGCAAUUUGUCUUGAAAAAUUGUGAAAUACCGCAUUCUGUCUGAGCUCUGUAUGAUAAAUAGUACUGUUUCACCUCAAAUGUGGUGUAUAAAAAUUAUAAAAGGUUGGUUUAAACACCCCCAAAUUUGUUGGCAAGAAUUUGUAAAGUAAACCUGUCGAACGCAAAAAAAUGUGGGGCGAUUUGUUUUCCAAGAAUUUGUUUUCGAGGCCUAAUCUACUGUGAUCUUGAAUGUGAUCGUAGAUGUUUGCUGUUUUUUGGGUGUACAUGUAAGGUUAUCAGUUCGACGUAAGAUGUUUCACUCUAAAAUAACUUAGCCUUUCCCUCAAAAGUCACAUGAAUGUGCCCUUAAGUUAAAUGAUUUGUGGAUUAAAAGUUUAUUGUUUGAUUUAAUUUAUAAAUUUAUUAAAAUUGGAGCUUCGCUUUUAGCCCUGGCUAAAUCUAUAUAUUAUAUAUUUAUGUAUAAGCUCGACAAUAAUACGUAUCAGAGAGGUUGGGAAAAGGGGAGGAGGUGGGUAAAAACAGAAAGCGUCUUUACUCGAUGAAAGUGUGAAAAAAAUGAUCAGUAAUCAAUACUCGCCUCGAUUUCAUACGAGCUCGGAUGUUGUCACGCCAACUUUCUUUUCAGCGUCACACAUUCAUAGAAAAGAUAUACUAAACAACAGUUCGGCAAAAAGGCAUAAAAAUUAUAUUGUCAAGCAAAUAUUCCAUUUAAUAAACUUGAACUUGAACUUGGAAAUCGGCUUUAACCGCAAAGUUAAAGGUUUAUGUGCAGGCGAUCGGGUGAUCAAUUUUCAGCAAGUUAUAUAAAACAUUAUUGCCUUAUAACAGGAAUAUAGCAACGGUACCAUUCAAAUACUUUACGGAGUAAAACAACACAAACUAAAAUGCCGAUGAAAUGCCAACAAUUUUCAUUCGCAUGAUGUUAAAAGUGUUUUGUUGCGAAUCUUGUAUUUUUUAUGUUUAUCUAUUGCAACGCUUUCGAUUAAAUUGUUUUUUUUUUGGUUCACAGAAAAAAUUAGUCUUUGAUUUUGAAUUAUAAAGCUAAAUCAUGUUUAUUUCCCCUUGUUGCAGCUUGUACCUCUGGCAAACAUCUUAAUGGAUUUAGUGGAUUCUUUUCAACUCCAAAUUUCCCAAGUAACUACCCUCAAUACAGCAAAUGUACCUGGAAUAUCACAGUUCCCAGCGGGUACAUCAUUAAACUUAGCUUCCUCUACUUU